AGCAUGCGUAGUAUAAGAAGAUGGAUGGCUUACGACAGGAGCAGAAACAUUUACGCCAAGGGUUUGGUUUGUGCUGACCCGCCCGUCCUGGCCGGCAAAGACCUGCUACAGUUGGAGGACGACGAGCUGAUAUGUCGUACACCUGACACUGAACUACAGCUACACCAAGACAUGAUGGUGGACAGAGGCUCAGAGGUUCUGUUGUCCUGCGCCUCAGAAGAUCCAUUAUGGUGGACACCCAGUAGUAAGCCUAUGAAGCGACUGCAGUCUACUCUCCUCAUCAGCGAUGUUACGGAGGAAGACACGGGUCUUUACGUGUGUUUGUCUAAGGACCAUAAGGUUGUGUCCGUCUUUCACCUCCAAAUCAGAGCAAACAGAAAACCUCGAAGCGUAUCUGGAAGCAGCCAGCUGAUAAUACCACAAGUACCUGCCAACAGGUCGGCUGAAAAAAGGAAUAGGAAUGCAAUGCAAUCUGACUUGACACUAGCGGUCUGUCUGUCCGUCUUCAUCACAUUUCUGGUUGCCUUCAUCCUUGGAGUACUUGCAAGACCUUGUAUCGAUGUUCUCUGGAGCAAAAUCACCAAGAAAAAGAGCUCCCCUGCACCUGACUCGGUCUCAUCUGCGAGACAAUAUGACAACGAGGCCUACUCCGAAGAAGAGUCCCAGGAGGUGGUACAACAUCACAGGGAAAGGAGAGUCACAUUUAGCGAGGUGGACUUCAGGGAGGGAGAAAAUAUGGAAUAUUAUGACACCAUUAUCCGCAGUGGACAGGAAAGAACAGAUGAUGCAGUCACUGAAAGUGAGACAGUCAGUGCUGAGACGCAACAAAAGGAUGAUUCAGGAAGUGAAUCCGACAGGAAUGGUUCAGAGGUUACGAGAGAGCUCUCAAGACAAUACCAAGAGGUUGUAGACAUUGCAAGUGGCAGCAAAGUGGAAAAAAGGAGAGGUUCGUCAUGCAGCUCUGGUUCCUCACUUUAUGAUGAAGUAUCACAUGAGGACCAGUUUAUCCACAAGCCCUUUGAAAGAGAAAAAGACACUGUUCAACAGCGAGGUAAUUCCAAUAAGUCAAAUAACAAACCUCAAACUUUAAAUGACAGCACGAGUGAAAUUGGCAGAGGGGUAGCAGAUACCGAGCUGUGGCAGGAAAGUGAAGAACAGUUUGACUUUAGCGAUUCCGUCCGCAGCACAUCUCCUAGAACCAGCAGCCGGAUUGGCUCUUUUAAUCAUUCCGAACAAAUUGUGAAGCUGGGGACGUUGAAGAGAGAGGAAUCCUCUAGCUCUAGCUCAUACGUCAGUGACAAUGAACCUUCUCAUUACACGGUCAACCCAGACGAAGAGGAUGUGGAGGAGGAACAAAGAAGAAGCCAAACAGAAGCCAGGGUCUCCGUUCGUCAAAGAUCUGACGAUGGUUAUGACAGACUACCGCCAUUGAGAUCAAAGCACUUCUCCUUCCCUCAAUCCAGUGACACUGAUGAUGAUUCUGGUGCUUAUCCGGCUCAUCCAUCCCGUUCCAGCGGUGAGAGCGAUGAGGAACAUACCUCAAAGAAUCCCAACGUAGUUGUAGAUGUUAAGUCACCAUCAGCAAUGUCAUUCCCUGGUGAAGAUGAGACGCAAGUAAAAAGACAACGGUCACCUGCAAUAAACGACCCAGAAACACACUGGCCUACCCUCGAUGUGGAGCACAUACCACGCAUUAAUAGGCAUCUAGAUAUUAAAAGAACUCAUUCACUCUCAAGCAGUGACAGUGAAGACAGCACAAGACCAGACCCAGAAUUGUUGUGGCCUGCAAUCAAUUUGUUGGAUACCAAGGCACCUGGAGACUAUGCUCAAACAGCACAUCACAGAAACAGGCCCAGGCCAGGGAAAGUAGGCACGUCAGGAGUUCCAUCUUUGAGUUCAAGUAGUGACAGCGAGAAAAGGAUAGAGGACACAAAAGUAUCUUAUGAAAUGGAUGCUACCACUGCACGGCAUCGCACUAAAGAAGGCUGGCCAGUGCUUGAUCUUGAGCGUCCUAUCCCAGUCCAGAGGAGUUUACAUAUUAAAUCACCAACUUUAGAUUUAUCAUCCAGCAGUGACAGUGAGGAUGCAACUACUAAUCACAUCACAGAACAUGAGCUAAAGACCACAAAUGUAACAAGUUACCCCAUUAAAGGGCCACCAACACCAAGUCAUGAACCACAAAGACUUUGGCCCUCAAUUGAUCUUGAAGAUUCUUUCAGAAUUAAGAGGCGUUUAGAUUUCAAAGUGCCGUCGCUAGCUUCAGAAUUCUCAUUCAGCAGCGAUAGUGACAAUGAAAUGAUAAAAAGCAUCACUAAACAAGAGCAAGGGGCUACAAAUGUCACUAAAUAUCGCAUUAAAACAUUGCCAAUACCAACUGAACAACCACAAGGACCUUGGCCCUUACUUAAUCUUGAGGAUUCUUUUAGAAUUAAGAGGCGUCUAGAUUUUAAAGUGCCAUCCCUAACUUCAGAUUCAUUGAUUAGCAGCAAUCGUGAGAAUGAAACUACGAUUCGCAUCACAAAACAGGAGCAAGGGUCCACAAAUGUAGCUAGGAACCCAGUUAAAGCAUUACCAACAUCAAGUCAUGAACCACAAAGACGGUGGCCUUCAGUUGAUCUUGAAGAUUCUUUCCGAAUAAAGAGGCGUUUGGAUUUUAAGGUGAGGUCACCCACUUCAGAUUGGUUGUCCAGCACUAAGGAGGAAACUAAUGAUCGUGUCAGUGAACAGAAGCAAAAUACCACAAAUAAAACAAGCUACCCCAUUAAAGGUCCACCAACACCAAGUCGUGAACCACAAAGACUCUGGCCCUCAGUUGAUCUUGAAGAUUCUUUUAGAAUUAAGAGGCGUUUAGAUGUCAAAGUGCCAACACCAACCACAAAUUUGUCAUCAUGCAGUGAUAGUGACAAUGAAACUACAAAUCGCAUCACCAAAAAGGAGCAAGGGUCCACAAAUGUAGCCAGGAACCCAGUUAAAGCAUCACCAAGACCAAGUCAUGAACCACAAAGACUUUGGCCAUCAGUUGAUCUUGAAGAUUCUUUCAGAAUAAAAAGGCGUUUAGAUUUUAAAGUUCCGUCACCAACUUCAGACUCCUCAUCCAGCAAUAGUGGGGAUAAAACUACAAAUCGCAUCAUCAAACAGGAGCAACUGGCUACAAAUGUAACUAGGUACCCCAUUAAAACGUCACCAAAAGAUCCACCACAAGGACCUUGGCCCUCGCUUGAUCUUGAGGAGUCUUUCCGAAUAAAGAGGUGUUUGGCUUUUAAGGUGCAGUCACCAACUUCAGAUUGGUUGUCCAGCAGCGAAAUUGAGGAGGAAACUAUUAAUCACCUAAAGGAACAGACACAAAUGACCACAAAUAUAACACCGUACCCCAUAAAAAAGCCACCAACACCAAGUCAUGAACCACAAGGACCUUGGCCCUCACUUGAUCUUGAGGAUUCUUUCCGAAUAAAGAGGCAUUUGGCUUUUAAGGUGCAGUCACAAACUUCAGAUCGGUUGUCCAGCAGCGGUAUUGAGGAGGAAACUACUAAUCGGGUCAGCGAACAGAAGCAAAAGACCAUAAAUAUAACAAGGUACCCCAUUAAAGAACCACCAACACCAAGUCAUGAACCACAAAGACUCUGGCCCUCAGUUGAUCUUGAAGAUUCUUUCAGAAUUAAGAGGCGUUUGGAUUUCAAGGUGCCAUCACCAACCACAGAUUCAUCCAGCAGUGAUAGUGACAAUGAAACUACAAAUCGCAUCACCAAACAGGAGCAAGGGUCCACAAAUGUAAUUAGGUACCCCAUUAAAAUACUGCCAACACCAACUGAACAACCACAAGGACCUUGGCCCUCACUUAAUCUUGAGGAUUCUUUCCGAAUAAAGCGGCAUUUGGCUUUUAAGGUGCAGUCACCAACUUCAGAUCUGUUGUCCAGCAGCCAAAUUGUGGAGGAAACUACUAAUCAUGUCAGCGAACAGAAGCAAAAGACCACAAAUAUAACAAAAUACCCCAUUAAAAGGCCACCAACACAAAGUCAUGAACCACAAAAACUUUUGCCCUCAGUUGAUCUUGAAGAAUCUUUCAGAAUUAAGAGGCGUUUAGAUUUCAAAGUUCUGUCACAAACUUCAGAUUCUUCAUCCAGCAACAACAGUGAGGAUGAAACUAAUAUUCACAUAACUAAACAAGAGCAAGUGACCACAAAUGUAACUAGGUACCCCAUUAAAACGGCACCAAAAGAGCCACCACAAGGACCUUGGCCCAUUCUUGAUCUUGAGGAUGUUUUCCGAUUAAAGAGGCGUUUGGAUUUUAAAGAACAGUUAGCUUCAGAUCAGUUGUCCAGCAGUGACAGUGAGAAUGAAACUAAUAAUCACGUCACAAAGCAGGAACAAAAUGUAACGAGUUACCCCAUUAAAGGAUCACCAAUACCAAGUUGUGAACCCCAAAUAAUUAGGCCCUCAGUUGAUCUCGAAGACUCAUUUAGAAUUGAGAGGCGUUUGGAUUUCAAAGUGAAAUUACCAACUUCAGAUUCAUUGUCUCGCAGCGAUAGAGAGAAUGACACAAAAAAUACCAUCACAAAACAGGUGCAAGGGGCCACAAAUGCAACUAGGUACCCCAUUAAAACAUCGCCAACACCAACCGAUUCAGUACAUGGACCUUGGCCUUUGCUUAAACUUGAGAAUUAUUUCCAAAUAAAGAGGCGUUUGGAUUUCAAAGUGCCAUCCCCAAGUCCAGAUUCUUCAUCCACAAGCGAUAGUGAGGAUGAAACUACUAAUCACGUCACAAAAGAGGAUCAAGGGACCACAAAUGCAACAAUGUACCCCAUUAAAACGCUACCAACACCAAUAAAUCACCCACAAGGACCUCGGCCCACUCUUGAUCUUAAAGAUUCUUUGAGAAUCACGAGACGUUUGGAUUUCAAAAUGCAAUCACCAACUUUAGAUUCAUUAUCCUGCAGCGACAGUGAUGAUGAAACUACUAAUCACAUCACAAAGCAGGAACAACAGACAAAUGUAACACGGUACCCCCAUUAA
Messenger RNA from Entelurus aequoreus (snake pipefish), 5010 nucleotides. RefSeq lists its product as uncharacterized. The transcript has 2 exons. The record is from RefSeq and is a predicted model, not a curated record. NCBI's taxonomy places the organism in Eukaryota, Metazoa, Chordata, Actinopteri, Syngnathiformes, Syngnathidae. Bases 4 to 5010 code for a protein of 1668 amino acids.